Loa loa (African eye worm) is the source of this 738-nucleotide messenger RNA. RefSeq lists its product as hypothetical. The transcript is spliced from 5 exons. The record is from RefSeq and is a predicted model, not a curated record. Gene Ontology annotation, cellular component: membrane. Bases 13 to 738 code for a protein of 241 amino acids. Gene Ontology annotation, biological process: G protein-coupled receptor signaling pathway. Lineage: Eukaryota; Metazoa; Nematoda; Chromadorea; Rhabditida; Onchocercidae. Gene Ontology annotation, molecular function: G protein-coupled receptor activity.
GUAUUAGGAAGUAUGGAAAUUUUCGAUAAGCAAUUACCAUCUUGUGAUAUUUGUUUGGGUUCAUCGGAUUCACAAUACAUCAAAUAUAAUUUGAUAGUAUCAGGUGUAAUAUUACCAAUUAUUGGUUUAAUUGGAAUUAUCGGGAAUUUUCUGGUAAUGGCUGUUUAUGGAAGUAUCGAACAACGAAGACAUUCAACAAAUAUUUAUUUAGCUGCAUUAGCAUUAAGUGAUUUUUGUAUGAUAUGGACAGCAAUUAUUCUAUAUGGUUUAGAAGCAUGGAGGCAUCAUGGCCCAGCAGUUUUGGCAACUGUUUAUGGUCGAAGUGCGGAAAUUGUUUUUCCAAUUAGUACAAUCCUACAAACGACAUCUGUUUAUUUUUGUGUUGCUGCAGCUGCUGAUUUUUUUGUUCGAAUUGUUUUAUCAGCUAAAAUUAAAGAUAAAAUUUGCACUCCAAGAUUUGCUCGAUUAUCUGUUUUAUCAAUUGCAAUUAUAUCAUUUUUGUAUAAUGUGCCACAUUUUUUUGAAUUAACAGCUAUUGAUUGUAUUGAUGAAAUACGAAAUAAUACAUUAUCAGUACAAGUUUGUCCUACUGAACUUCGAAAUAAUGCAACAUAUUAUCAAUUAUAUUAUACCUAUAUGUAUACGAUAUUUAUGGCUGUUGGACCACUUCUACUUAUUGUUAUUCUUAAUGUUUUAGUUGUACGAGCUGUACUCAAAAAUGGCACUUCUGGUCAAUAA